AUGUUAACUAGAUUAUCUCAAGUUUAUCUUGCAAAUCGAUCGUUAUAUUCAUCCAUCUUCGCUCUAUCAUCACGUUUUUCAUCUUCUUAUACAAAAUUACCUUUUCCUUCAUCAAAACUUACUCAAAGUUAUUAUUAUCAUGCAAGUGAUGCUCCACUUUUAUAUCACACAAUCGGAGAUCAUUUAGAUCAACUUGCCAACACCUAUCCAAACCAUGAAUGUUAUGCAUUUAAAAGUGAAGGAAAUAAACGAUAUACAUAUAAAUCAUUUCUUGAUGAAGUUGAUAGUCUUGCAGCAAGUCUUCUUGAAUUAGGUUUUGAAAAAGGUGAUCGAAUUGGUGUUUGGUUACCAAACACUUCACAAACUUGUACAAUGAGCUAUGUUGCUUCUAAACUUGGCUUAAUUAAAGUAAAUAUUAAUCCAGCUUAUACAGAUCGUGAAUUAAGUUAUUGUAUCAAUAAAGUAGGAUGUAAAGGAUUAGUAAUGAGACCUAAUGUAAAAACAAUUGAUUGUAUAGCAAUAUUAAAUAGAUUAGUACCUGAACUUAGUGAAAAAAAACAUGAAUUAAAUGCAAAAUUAUUACCAACAUUAAAACAUGUAAUAUUAACACCAGGUGAUAAUGAACAACAUGGAAAAAUACCAAGUUAUAUCCCAUCGGGAAUACAUUUAUAUAAUGAUCUUGUGCGUAAGGGUGCAGGAAAACGACAAGAAGAACGACGUAAACGUCAAUCAGAAAUGAAUGGUGAUACUCCAGUUGCAAUUUUCUAUACAUCAGGAACUACUGGACAACCUAAAGCAGCAACAUUAACUAAUUUUAAUCUAUUAAAUACUAGUGUGCCAAUGUAUUAUACUCAUCCAGAAUAUAUGAGUCGUGUAUGUUGUCCUGUUCCAACAUUUCAUUUAUUUGGUGAGGGUGGUGGAACUUUAAAUAUUAAUGCACCAGGUUAUUUUGUAGCAUUUCCUGCAAUUUUACCGGAUACAUUAGAAACAAUGCGUACUAUACAAGAAGAGAAAUGUACUGCAUUAAUAGGACCACCAAUAAUAUGGCGAGAUCUUCUUAAUCAUCCACGAAGAAAAGAAUUUGAUUUAACUUCUCUUUUGUUUGGUAUGAUUGGUGCAGCACCUGUUAGUCCAGUACUGCUAGAAGCAUUAGAACGUGAAAUUCCAGUAAAAGAAAUGUCUCAAGUUUAUGGUCAAACAGAAAAUACAGGUUUAAUGGUUAUGAGUAUUUUUGCUGGAGAUAAUAAGAAACUUCGAUUUGCAUCUGUUGGUAAAGCAAUGCCUCAUGUUGAAAUGAAAAUAGCGGAUAAGAAUAAUGAUAUUUUACCAAUUGGUGAAGAAGGUGAAAUUUGUGCACGUGGUUUUAAUCUUAUGAGAGGUUAUUAUGGGGAUGAGGAAAAAACACGUAAUACAAUAACAUCUUCUGGUUGGUUAAAAACAGGUGAUAUAGGUUACAUGGAUGAAGAUGGUUAUGUUUAUUAUCGUACGCGUCAAAAAGAGUUGAUAAUUGUUGGUGGUUUAAAUGUUUAUCCAGUUGAAGUUGAAAAUUGUCUUUUAGAACAUCCAUGUAUAAGUGAUGCUCAAGUAUUUGGUAUUCCUGAUGAACGAUAUGGUGAAAUAGUUUGUGCAUGGAUAAAAGCAAAACCAAAUACAAACAUUGAUAAUGUUGAAGAAAUAAAAAAAUUCUUAGAAUCAAAAUUAGCAUUUUUUAAAGUACCAAAACAUGUCAAAGUGGUUGAAUCAUUUCUUCCAUUUAUGACACAAACUGGCAAAGUACAAAAAUUUAAAUUAACAGAGACAAUGGUUAAAGAAAUAUUAAAAUCAUUUUAA
Adineta steineri is the source of this 1830-nucleotide messenger RNA. The record is from the annotation of a GenBank genome assembly. Lineage: Eukaryota; Metazoa; Rotifera; Eurotatoria; Adinetida; Adinetidae.